This is a messenger RNA of Abrus precatorius (Indian licorice), 276 nucleotides long. RefSeq names its product protein CASPARIAN STRIP INTEGRITY FACTOR 1. The transcript is spliced from 3 exons. Lineage: Eukaryota; Viridiplantae; Streptophyta; Magnoliopsida; Fabales; Fabaceae. The coding region runs from base 1 to 276 and encodes 91 amino acids. The record is from RefSeq and is a predicted model, not a curated record.
AUGGGUCUUAUGUUUUUCAAGAAGUUCAGCCUCCUCUUUCUCCUCAUUUUUGGAUCACUUUUAUCAACAUCUUUUGCAGGUAGACGAUCCAAGUUUAUCCGGAACAUCGCAAGAGAUAUGAAUGCAAUCCAAGAGGGAACACCAAGGAAGCCACUGAAUAAGGAAGAAGUAAGAACUAUCCACGAGAGGCUUCUUAGAGCUAACACAAAAGAUUAUGGACGAUAUGAUCCAUCGCCAUCUCUUUCUAAGCCUCCUUUCAAGCUCAUACCCAAUUAA